AAAAGAGUACAGGCGUGUGCACUGGUGGCUAAAAUGAAUAUGCAACAGCCCUUUCAAAAGCCAUCAACACAAAGCCAAGCGCUAGCAUCCAUGCUAACGCUAGCUUGCUAGCGUUGCCAUUUCAACCCGAAGCGCGCCGGUGAAAUAUAGAAAUGUGUCACAUAAGCAGGCGAGCGUCGGUGUUUAUUAAUAAAAUAUGCUAAGUCCUGUUUGUCGACGGAUGUAUGAAUAUGUAGCGGCCGUCUAAUCACACAAAAGGGGAGGCAUGUUUCCAUGUAAUUUAUCGUCCUUCGGCCAAUAGCUCGUUUCCUGCUAUGUCAAAUUACUGCUGUCGAGCACCGAGAACAGUAAACGAGGGCUUAUUAUCGUGCUGUUCUGUUUUGUACACGUGUGUAAUUGAUAUAUCUCAAAUCGUAGAAUGGUUUGAAUAUGACUAUGAAUAUGUAAAAUGCCGUAAUCAUUACCUGUUCCUGAACUCUCAUCUUGACUCGCUGCUCCUCCGUCCGCCAUUUUGAAUAUUUAACCACACGAUCCAGCCCUGCCCGCUACGUGCGCGGGCACGCACAUAGAAGCGCGCGACCUGUGCAAUGUACUGUAUUUACAUAAUGAUAACCAUAUAUUAAACUUAGCUUGAUUAGACGUUUUGAGUGUUGAUUUUGAAGGUUUGGGUAUUCGUUUUGUUCAACAUGUAAAAAAUAAUUACAAGCACGAUAAAGUCAAAAAUUUGAAUACAAUCCAAACACAAUUUUACCAUUACACUUCCUCUGCACUUUUGAUGAAAAUGAGCAACUAUGCUAGACUCUGUUUUGUUUUAUCUUACAUUUUAUCUUCCAUAUCCGUUCAAACCAUUCAAUCCACAAAGUGCAGCCUGCUUCAAGACAUGUUCUAAAAAUAUAAUAAUAAAGACAAUCCCCCCCCAAAAACAAUAAUAAUAAUAAAAAAAGUCUUAAUAUUAAGAGGAAAAAUAAAUGAAUUGUUUUAUGAAAACCUAAGAAUAAAAAGUAAUUUUUUGGGACUGACAUUGUAUUAUUAUAAGGAAAAUAAACAUAAUUUUAGUAACAUAUGGUUCAAAUAUUAAAGAAAAAUGUUUUUUAGGUGUAAUAUUAUGAGAAACAAAUGAAGCUAUACGUUUUGGGAACAUUAGUUGUGGAAAAACUUGUAAUAUUAUGAAAAUAAAGUUAAAAUGUGAAAAUAAAGUCAGAAUUACGGGAAGAAUAUUCAAAAGAAGAAAGUUGAAAUAAUUGGAAAGAAACAGCUGAAAUGGAACACACCGAUCCAGACAAUCCCAAACACGCUGAAUGGGUGACCAUUCGAAUAUGAGGUGUUGCUCGUGGAUGAAUGGCACAACAAUGGGCUUCAGGAUCUGUGUUGUGGUCCCAGUGGCCAAAGGUGGUGUAAUGGUCAGGAAAAAAACUAAGCUAACCUCUGGGCGACCCCCGUGAGCCAUAUUCAGUCAUUAGGUCUGAAAUCACAGGCGUGCUGUAAAACCAGAGCUCUGAAAUUGUUGAAAUGAUCCCAGUUACAAUUAGUAUCCAAUCUUUCAUGAUCCCAUAUUCCCAUUUUUGAACAGAUCUGACACUAAUUCAAAUGUUACAGUUCAGUAGAUGGGUAGUUUUUAUUGAUACAAUACUACACCCUGCAGGUCAUAAGGAACACAACAAUGUGUUCAUGUACUGUCUGUAGGGGUACUAACUUCCAGGAAGUAGAAUGGGAAAGUAUAAGAAUUACCCGGGGAAAAAGACAUGGAAUUUGAAAAAUCAGAUCAUGAAAAAAGUUCACUUUACGCAACUGGGUGACUAACCGUAAACUUUUAUAAUAAUUUGUACACAAAGUCACAAAGAUUCACACUUCCUCCUUGACGUGUUUAACCAAUAAAAGACUAAUUUCAUGUCAAUUGGUCCUAUGGUGACAUGUGACCUCUUGCUGUUCACUUAUUACCUGGAAGAGUCAAGUGCACACACCUGAGAGAUCACCCACAAGGUGAGGCGGGCUUUUGUUCCUGUCCACCAAGGACGUCAUUUUCAUCAGAGUUUGACUUUUAAUGCAACAAUGGCAGCAGCAAGGAAGCAGAUUGGGUGGCUGGAUCUACUUUUUAUACUUACAGUGCUUACCGGCUGCAGGAGCUUGCAGGUUUCAAUCCCACAGAAGGAAUAUGUGGCCGCAAAUGGAGACGAUAUUACUCUGACCUGCUCCUUCAUUCCCGCCAAGCUCGACUUUAGCAUCCUGCUUGUCACAUGGGAGGCGCAUCCGGACGACACUGAGGAUACAAUGAAAACUGUGGCCACCUUUUUUUUAAACAACCCGGUGGACAUCGCCCCCGAUUAUGAAGGUCGAGCAUUUUUGGAAGUGGAUGUUGCCCGUCAACAAAGCACGCUGCGUUUAACAAAGCUGACUGUGAAGGACAGUCGUAGCUUUCAAUGCAGUGUGAAGAUCCCCAAUGAUGAUGAAGGAACUACCGCUGCCUCCGCUUCCCUUCUAGUUCUAGUGGCUCCCUCGGCGCCCCUGUGUAGGCUUCAGGGAACAGCAGAAUAUUGGCAUGACGUCACCCUAACCUGCAAGUCUGAGGAGGGCUCCCCAAAACCUAGCUACCAAUGGAAGAGCUACAGUGUGGAGAACAUCCCCAGACAGUUCCCACCCAAGACCACAGAGAAAGAUGGAACGCUAUCACUUUUCAAUAUUUCAAGGGAGACAUCUGGCUUCUUUAUUUGUUUAUCAACUAAUCGAGUUGGCUCUGCCAGCUGCAACUUCACCUUAGCCGUGAUUCCUGGCGGCACAAAUAUUGGGGCUACUGCAGGUAUAAUUGGAGGUGUCAUCGCUGGAAUCAUCGUUCUCGGAAUCGUCAUCUUCUCCUGCUGUAAGAAAAGGGGUGAAAAGGACAAGCAUGCUAAAGGAGAGAUGGAAUUUUCUGACAAAGGAACUGGAACUCAGUACCGGGAUGAAGAGUCCGAUGGCGUAACACAGCAGACUGAAUACAAAGAUGCUGUUCUUCAGAACCAUCACUGUGCUUGCGAUAGCGACGGGGAAAACAAUGAUGGCGACGGCACUCAGCGUUACCAGGACAGCCAACAUGAUCACCGCCGCCGCGAUCACCUGGACGAAAAACGUUUUGAGGAACGGAACGAGCACAGAGGUAGUCGCGACAGGCUUGGCAACUGGCAAGGUAGUCGCGAUCGCCUGGAUGAUCAGCGCAACCGUUACGGUGGUAGUUGGGAUCGCUUGGACGAAUGCCAUGAGUACAGAGGUAGCCGCAACAGGCUCCACGAUCAGCGUGACCAUUAUGGCAGAAGCCGAGACCGCCUCGAAGAACAAAGGCAGUACAGAGGGAGUGGAGAAAGGCUCAACGACCCUCGAGACCGCUACGGUGGAAGUUGGGAUCGCCUUAAUAACCCCUACGACCGCUAGUUUACAUUGUUGGAUUAAUGGUAGGGAUGUAACGUGUACCAUUACCAUGGUUACUACAUACUGUAUUUUAGUUUUAAGGCCAUGGUUAGGUUCAUUCCCUUGUGUAGCAAGGGAACAAAAUGCAGAACAUACAACUUAAUGAAAUAAUUUUUCAAAUUAAACAUCAAAAACUGCUAACCGUAGCAGGUAAUUCUCUGAUACAUUUGUAGUAGCAGUAACAGU
Messenger RNA from Doryrhamphus excisus (bluestripe pipefish), 3624 nucleotides. Its product is annotated as cell surface A33 antigen. Gene Ontology annotation, cellular component: plasma membrane. The record is from RefSeq and is a predicted model, not a curated record. Lineage: Eukaryota; Metazoa; Chordata; Actinopteri; Syngnathiformes; Syngnathidae.